Messenger RNA from Python bivittatus (Burmese python), 681 nucleotides. The record is from the annotation of a RefSeq genome assembly. Lineage: Eukaryota; Metazoa; Chordata; Lepidosauria; Squamata; Pythonidae.
AUGAACAUAAACAUAUUCGAACAAUUCGCAAGCCCAGAAAUCCUAUUCAUCCCAACCAGCCUAAUUUCUAUAAUUUUACCUAUUCUUUUUAUUCGACCCAGCACUACACUCUUAGGCAACCGAUUAUCUACUAUCAUAAACUGAUUCUUUAAAACCAUCCUACUAAACAUAAUACAUCAACUAUCCCCAACAGGACAAAAAUGAUCUCGCUUCCUAAUUAGCCUACUCAUUUUUAUUCUGCUAUCAAACCUACUAGGCCUACUACCAUACACAUUCACCUCCACCUCCCAACUAUCAAUAAACAUAGCCCUGGCUAUUCCAAUAUGACUAGCAACCGUAAUUACAGGUUUGACAACCAAAACCUCUUCAACACUAGCCCAUAUACUACCAGAAGGCUCACCAACCCCUCUAAUCCCAUUUAUAAUCCUAAUUGAAACAAUUAGCCUAUUCAUACGACCAAUCGCACUAGGCGUACGACUGACAGCCAACAUCACAGCCGGUCACUUACUUAUAACAAUAAUCAGCUCAGCCGCCCUAAACUUCUUCAAUACCUACAACACACUAUCAAUCCUAAUAAUAAUUCUAUUAUUCCUACUCACACUCCUAGAAAUAGCCGUAGCCUGCAUUCAGGCCUAUGUUUUCGUACUCCUAGUCACCCUAUACCUACAAGAAAACACAUAA